UCAAUUCAUUCAUCUAAACCUUCUUAUCUCUUAUUAUUCAUAUUCUACAUUAAUUCUCUCUCUAUUAUUGUUUAUCUUUCCUCAGACAAGAAACAAAAAAUGGCAUCUGAGGUUUGUGAGGGUUUGGCUUUCAUCAAGGGGGAUGAUGGGUUGCAAAUCAAUGGUGCUCUUCUGAUGUCAUUGAUGGAAGAAUCAUCACCAAGUGAUGAGGGUGAUGAUGAGAGAUUGAAUAGCUUGAUUAGGGCUUUUGAGGCUGAAAUAAGUGGAAGCAAGAAGAUGGAGGAUGAUGAUGAUUCAGCAUCAUCCACAGGUUCAGAAAGAUUUGAGAGGAAUGACAUGGAAGAGUGUGGCAGUGAAUCAUGGAAGAUGGAAGAGAUUGAAUGGUGUAAUUCAUCAAAUGAAUUAUGGGUGGACAUGGAUUUGGUGUCAUCAUGCCCAUUUGAAGAUAGGAGUUGGUGUUUUGACCCUUGUGGAGAGGAACACUAUGUCUUCCCAAACAACUACAUGGGAGAUCAUAAUUACAAUUCCUUGUGGCAAGACAUGCCAUGCAAUUGAUGUCUUUUAAUAAUAAUUACUCUCCAUGUUGUUAACAUGUAAAUUCAUCCAUGUUGUAGCCCUCAAAAUGUUUUUAUAAAAAAAAAAAAAUGGGAUGAGAUUUUCAGUAUGAGCAAAAGAAAGCUCUUUGGAAUCUAGAUGUUGAAUUAACAACCAAAGGAAAUUAAAGUAAUUGUUCAAUCA
This is a messenger RNA of Vigna radiata var. radiata (mung bean), 738 nucleotides long. RefSeq lists its product as uncharacterized. Bases 100 to 555 code for a protein of 151 amino acids. The transcript has a single exon. The record is from RefSeq and is a predicted model, not a curated record. NCBI's taxonomy places the organism in Eukaryota, Viridiplantae, Streptophyta, Magnoliopsida, Fabales, Fabaceae.